Molecule: messenger RNA, 1280 nt
Organism: Punica granatum (pomegranate)
Lineage: Eukaryota; Viridiplantae; Streptophyta; Magnoliopsida; Myrtales; Lythraceae
Source: RefSeq, a predicted model, not a curated record
CCCCUUCGUCUAAACCCUAAUUUAUCAAAUCGCGCCUUCAAUUUCCCUCCUCCUCUGAACUCAAUCGAUCAACGAUUGCUCGCGCUUCCCGUUUCUGCUGACGAUUGCUGCUAAGAAGGAUGGAAAUUGAUAGGAUUGAUGGCCGCAGCCCCAACCAGUUGAGGCCUCUUGCCUGCUCCAGGGGCAUUCUUAAUCGAGCUCACGGUUCUGCUAGCUGGUCUCAAGGUUUUCCUCGAGAUACGAAAGUUCUGGCUGCAGUUUAUGGACCAAAGGCUGGGACGAAGAAAAAUGAAAAUCCCGAGAGAGCUUGCAUUGAGGUUAUCUGGAAGCCCAAAACUGGACAAAGUGGAAAGCAGGAGAAGGAAUAUGAGAUGAUACUGAAAAGGACUUUGCAGAGCAUUUGCAUUUUGACCAUAAAUCCUAACACUACAACUUCGAUCAUCAUUCAGGUAGUCCAAGAUGAUGGUUCUCUUCUCCCAUGUGCCAUAAAUGCAGCAUGCGCUGCUCUCGUUGAUGCUGGGAUUCCUCUGAAGCAUCUGGCUGUCUCUAUAUGCUGUUGUCUGGCAUCAAGCGGAUAUGUUAUACUGGACCCGACUAAGCAAGAAGAAGAGGGAAUGAAGGCAUUUGCUUACCUUGUCUUCCCGAACUCAAUAAAGUUGAUCCUUCCAGAAGGAUCGUCACACGCACAAGGUGAACGAAUGGAAGAUGGGAUUGUCACGUCCGUGACCCACGGUGCCAUGUCAGUGGAAGACUAUUUUCACUGUCUAGACCGAGGCCGAGCUGCAACAGCCAAACUGUCUGAUUUUCUGCGAAGGAACUUACAGCCGCAGGUCCUUGCCGAUGGAUCUAAAGCAGGAUAAUUGUGGGCAACUAUCUGUUUUAGCAAUGAAACCUUAGUUUCUUCAAAGCUCCUGACCCUGUUGUCAAUGUCAUGCCUAAGACAUAGCUGGCGUAACAAUGCUGGAAGGGAAUACUUCACUCCAUUGUUGACAGCAUCGACCAUUGUUCUAAGGUUAUGGAAAAGAUUCCCUCUAUCUGCUUGUAUAACUUUGAUGGUACUAUUAUUCAUGUUAUACGUCCAGCCGGGAAGAUACUUUCCGCUUGUCCAUCUGAAGUCCAUCUCUUCACGAUGAUGAUUUUCAUCAGUCUGUAAUAUUAGUUUCACGUUCGUGCUUUCGAUCCCGGAUUUACAUGUUUCAUUUUUCUUCUAUCUUUAGUGAUUGUUAAUAUUUUGUAAAAGUGCGGUUAGUAUUAUUUUAUAUUAGAAAAUAAUUCUGGAA